AUGACCCGCCCAUUCCAACUGCCCAACGAUGUGCUCCUCCUAGUAGGAGAACAGUUGGAUAACCAUGCAGACCGCUGGAACCUAAUCUUUAUCUCCCAACGCUUUCAUGAUCUCUUUCUCUCACUGGUUUACCGGACGGUACGGCUGAACCACUGGCGUGACGCUUAUUCGUUCAUUUGCGCUAUCACAAAACGACCUUCUCUUGCUCGAGUAGUGCGCGAGCUUGACUUGAGUCGUUGGCGGAAGGAGUCAAUCCCUCAAGCAGACUGGGACGUGCUACAGAGAUCCUCCAUCUUAAAGGGCCGUCUCGAAGUCUCGUCAUAUUCUCAGGAUGAAACGGCGCAAUGGGUGGAACAUCUUGCACAAGGUCGCGGUGACACGUGGAGUGCUUUGAUGCUGCCAUUGCUGACCCAGCUUUGGCAGCUUCAUCUCGUCUAUUCCAUACCUUCCAUUUGCUUGAACCGUAUCAUGCAACGGGCUAUCAAUAACGAGCGUCCAUUCCAGUCGCAACCCGCUUUUCAGCAUCUGUCCAAAGUCUCUUUACACCAUCGAGAGGACCUUGAUCGACCCACAGCCCAUGUAAAUGCGGGAAAUGGCUCUCAUGAAGAUCAGUCGGCCCUGCUGUUGUCUUUUUUCCAGUUGCCUUCCAUGCGCUCAGUUUUUGCCAACUCGGUAGUGGACCCGACUUCGAUCUCGAUCGUCCCGGAUCUUGAGACAGAGGAAACCGAGCAAGUGAGUGUGGCCCGUUCGUCGAUUACCGAAAUUGACCUACGUCGCAGCAGUGGGAACCGCGGUAUGGAUGCUUUGAUAGCCACGUGUGCAGACCUAAAAUCGUUCAAAUAUCAGCAUUCGGAUUCGCAUCUUACCUCUCACGGCUAUCAACCAACUGCCUUCUAUCGCUCUUUGACUCGCAGCAAGCGGAGCCUCCAGAGUUUAUGGCUUGAUCACUAUGGCGAUCAUUAUCCUUUCACUUCUGCCGGACUCAAUCAAACCCAUGAUGAAUGGUUUGGAUCCCUAGCUGAUUUCUCGGCCCUCAGAGAGCUUCGCAUCCGACUAGCAAAUCUUCUUGACAUUCGAUAUCAAAGCGAACCGAUAAGCCCUCUCAUCAAUUCAUUGCCUGGAUCUCUAGAGAUUCUUUACAUCGAGGGAUGCGAGGAGCGGCAUAUGGGCAUGCUAGUCUCACAACUCCGGACUGUCAUCAGAAACCGCCGCUCACAAUUCCCUCACCUUCGAUGCCUAAAUAUUGAAGGCUCCUUUCGGAACGCCUCGGCCGAUGAGCUUGGUGACACUAGCGCCUCGGCACCCGAGCCCGCCGAUGACACCAUCAAACCCAAGAUUGUGCAAGCUGCAGAGCCAUUGCACGAGGAUUGUGCUUCUGCUGGGCUGGAAUUGCAUGUCUAUGACCGCACUUUCUCUCAAAAACCCCAUUGA
Messenger RNA from Penicillium subrubescens, 1431 nucleotides. RefSeq lists its product as uncharacterized. Bases 1 to 1431 code for a protein of 476 amino acids. The transcript has a single exon. NCBI's taxonomy places the organism in Eukaryota, Fungi, Ascomycota, Eurotiomycetes, Eurotiales, Aspergillaceae. The record is from RefSeq and is a predicted model, not a curated record.